GCCCUCAUCGAUUCUCUACGGUCACCAAAUCGUUGUGUGAAUGCGGCCACAUUGUAUCUCUCGAAAGCGAAAGUCUUAGCAGAUUCUAUAUUAUCGAUUCAUGCAACUAAUGCAACAGCCGAAGCAAGAGCGACAGCCUCUGAUCAGGCACAUCAAUUGAAUGCGACUCACAACGCCAAGUGCUAAGCAGGAUUAAUUGACAUCUGUUAGAGAGUUCUACCGACUAAGCUGCUUCCUGUCACAUCGUACAGUCCUCGACGGCUUAUGGAUACUCCGAAAGCUAAGGAUGAAGGCCGCAGGAAGGCUUCUACAUCAUUGAAAUGUGCUGUUUGCCAGGCCACCUUCAGAAGGCCAGAGCACCUCAAACGGCAUCUACGCAGUCAUACAAAAGAGAAACCAUUUCAAUGCAAUCAAUGUAGUCGUCGAUUUUCAAGAAGUGAUACCCUUCAUCGACAUGAACAAAGUCACCAUACGCCUGGAGCUCAAGGGAAACUAGACUACGCUCAUAGGAUCACUGUUAAAACUUUUCGUGCCUGCUUCGAAUGCGCAACCGCUCGUGUCAGAUGUAGCGGGGGGGAUACUUGUUCUAGGUGCCAAAGCCGGACAAUACGAUGCCAAUACCCCACCGAGCGACGUUCGAAAUCAAAGAAAAGCCAUGGUCCACCCACAAUUCUCAUUGAAUCACAGCCUAAUAGCAGUAACUCGCCAGAACAGUCGCUCACUGCCCUUGUGCUUCAGGGAUCGGUCACUUCGGGAAGCCCACCGUCGGAACAGCAAGUGUCUCAGCAGCUUCAAUUUCGAUUUAUAACCUAUGAUGCAGGUUCCCAAGGAAGUACGCCAGAUCAACAGGAAACGCCUCGUUCCAGUACGGAGCAGAUCGCGAAGUUAUCGGACAGUAUUGUUACAGUAGAAAGUCAACCUCAGGAUUUUCCUGAACGGCCUCUGAAUAACCCACUAUUUUCAUAUUCUUAUGUCGAAAACUCUUCUAGAGUUUUCUCGCAAGAUAUUAAAUCUUCAUUUCAAAUGACAUCACUGAACAAUUUCUCAGUAUCCCAAGACGUCCAACCCAUUGAUCCGCAGAUCCAAGGCGGCGAUAUAUCUAUCGAUAAUUCACCAUUAGACAUUACAUUUGAGCAAAAUUUGUGUCAACAAGAUCCUAGCUCAGCAUUGAAUUGGCUCCCAAGCGAUCUGUUAAAAAAUUCUUGGGGUUCAUUUUUAAUAGACGAGGAUCACUUAAAUCAAUCUUUUCAGCAGUGGUGGCCAGAAGGGUUUGAAACGGACGGUACAUGGCUACCUCCUAUCCCGUUUGUCGAUCACGUAACUUUAUUCGACGAUUCGGAACAGCAGUCUCUCAAUAACAUACCACCUGUGGAUAGUCCGGAAACUCAUAGCAGUAUAUCACAAGAUGGAUCUGUAUUUUCGGAAUCUAAUGACGAAUCUAUUUGUUCUGGAGAGUAUUAUGUUGAUGGUGAGGGUGCUCGGUAUCCAAAAUAUAGCCGAAGUCGAAACAUACCGUGGGAAACAACUCGAAACCUGAUUUCUCUACCUCGAAGUCAACGAAACGCAAAAGAAAGUUCCUAUGUCUCAUUUCCACAGACACAUGAUAUACGAAUGAGCGAUUCGUGUUUCAUUGAAGAUAAGCACAUUUUUUCCGGGUACUUAUGAAAACAUUAUUCAUACAUUUUGAAGGGCCAUGUGACAGCGAAAAUAGUCUGGUCAUUCCCUUUGAAACGAAUAGUUUCGUGGAUUCCGAUGUGCUCACUUAUUUUACAC
Molecule: messenger RNA, 1773 nt
Organism: Talaromyces proteolyticus
Lineage: Eukaryota; Fungi; Ascomycota; Eurotiomycetes; Eurotiales; Trichocomaceae
Exons: 2
Coding region: 265-1665 (466 amino acids)
Biological process (GO): regulation of DNA-templated transcription
Molecular function (GO): DNA-binding transcription factor activity, RNA polymerase II-specific; zinc ion binding
Source: RefSeq, a predicted model, not a curated record